Molecule: messenger RNA, 644 nt
Organism: Scutellospora calospora
Lineage: Eukaryota; Fungi; Glomeromycota; Glomeromycetes; Diversisporales; Gigasporaceae
Source: the annotation of a GenBank genome assembly
AAAAUAAAUAUAGUACUUUGAAUGCAAGAAAAACAUUUCCAAAUUGGGAUAGUUGUGAAUCAUUUUUGCAGAAUCAGAAUUAUGAUUCAAAUUCAAAUAAAGAUACUGGUUCAAAGAAGACAGAAUAUCCCUUUUUAGUUAAUGCUUCUUGUCCCAAAUCUAAUAAUCCUGAAGUUCUAGUAUUUAUUAACAAGUUUGGUGUGACUGCUCAAAGAAAAUUCCUUGAAAACAAAUAUCCCUUACACUCUAUUUAUUUGAAAGAUCUCUAUGCAGCUAUCAACAAAUUUCAUCCUACCUAUAAAUCAUUAUCAAAUGAUGUAGCUCAAGUUUCAAAUUGGCUUGAUUGCCAGAAAGAGCAGGAUUCUCAGUACAAGCUAUUAGAAGCAACUAGUGUACAUCCAAGUAUUAUUCUUACUGACGCUGAUCUAGCAGUAGAUUCUGCUGUUCAUCAAAUAUUUCCGUUUACUUACCCUAUUUACUAUGCUUAUUAUAUUACUCAAAACUUACAUAAAAAUCUUAGAAAAGUUUUAGGUGAUGAUUAUCAAAAGUUUUUAGAUAGUUUUUAUCUUUGUUGUUAUAGUCUAGUUGAAGAUAAUUUCCAAAAAAGAUAUGAAAAGCUUAAAGAAGAUUACUCUAAUACUUGA